Camelina sativa (false flax) is the source of this 566-nucleotide messenger RNA. RefSeq lists its product as uncharacterized. The record is from RefSeq and is a predicted model, not a curated record. Lineage: Eukaryota; Viridiplantae; Streptophyta; Magnoliopsida; Brassicales; Brassicaceae.
ACCAUUUCAACGAAACAACGACGACAAUGGCGGAGGAGAAGAACACUACUUCAUCGUCGGCGGAGAAGAAACCGACGCCGGGGAUCGGAUCGGGUUCCGGUGGUAAAAGGAUUCCGUAUUAUAACCCACCGGAGUCGGUGAAUCCGGAUCAGGCGACGCUAAGGGAGCAGUGGAAGUUCGCGAUUCGGCAGUAUAGCAAAUGGUACUCUCACGCUUGGGGGACUGCGAUUCUCGCUGGAGGACUCUUCUUUGGACUCGGUUGGAUCAUCAAGGGCUCUAAUCCUCUUCCUUCUCUUCAGUCGAGUUCUAAGCCUAAGCCACCUCCUCCUGGACGCGAGGACGAGAAAAAAUGAAUGAUUCUGUGUCUGCGUUUUUUACUGGUUGUGGAAAGCAUGAUGAGACGCGAGAUGGAGCAUCAACAAUGACACAUCUUCAUGUAUAUUACGAAGAACAUCGAUCGUUAGAAGCAGAGAGAGAGCAGAAGGCAAGAAAUUGUAGAGUUAAAAACUUUAAUGUCAGCUUUGUUUGUCUGAUAAUUCCAAGAAUGUAUACAAAUUUGCAGGAAA